AUGGCCGAGUCUCCCCGCCGCGCCGCGGGCCGGCGACUGCAGCUGCCCCUGCUGUGCCUCUUCCUUCAGGGCGCCACCGCCAUCCUCUUUGCGGUCUUUGUCCGCUACAACCACGAAACCGACGCAGCCCUCUGGCACCGGGGCAACCACAGUAACGCGGACAAUGAAUUUUACUUUCGCUACCCAAGCUUCCAGGAUGUGCAUGCCAUGGUCUUCGUGGGAUUUGGCUUCCUCAUGGCCUUCCUGCAGCGUUAUGGCUUCAGCAGCAUGGGCUUCACCUUCCUCCUGGCCGCCUUUGCCCUGCAGUGGUCAACACUGGUCCAGGGCUUCCUCCACUCCUUCCACGGUGGCCACAUCCAUGUUGGUGUGGAGAGCAUGAUCAACGCCGACUUCUGCGCCGGGGCAGUGCUUAUCUCCUUUGGUGCUGUACUGGGCAAGACCGGGCCUGCACAGCUGCUGCUCAUGGCCCUGCUGGAGGUGGUGCUGUUUGGCAUCAACGAGUUUGUGCUCCUCAGCCUCCUGGGGGUGAGAGAUGCAGGAGGCUCCAUGACUAUCCACACGUUUGGUGCCUACUUUGGGCUGGUCCUCUCAAGGGUCCUCUACAGGCCCCAGCUGGAGAAGAGCAAGCACCGCCUGGGUUCAGUCUACCAUUCAGACCUCUUCGCAAUGAUUGGGACCAUCUUCCUGUGGAUCUUCUGGCCCAGCUUCAACUCUGCUCCCACGAUGCUGGGGGAUGGGCAGCAUCGGACAGCCCUCAACACGUACUACUCCCUGACUGCGAGCACCCUCAGCACCUUCGCCUUGUCAGCCCUUGUCGGGGUGGAUGGGCAGCUCGACAUGGUCCACAUCCAGAAUGCAGCACUGGCUGGAGGGGUUGUGGUGGGAACAUCAGGUGAAAUGAUGCUGACACCCUUUGGGGCUCUGGCAGCUGGCUUCUUGGCUGGGACUGUCUCCACGCUGGGGUACAAGUUCUUCACGCCCAUCCUUGAAUCAAAAUUCAAAGUCCAAGACACAUGUGGCGUCCACAACCUCCAUGGGAUGCCAGGGGUCCUGGGGGCCCUGCUGGGGGUCCUUGUGGCUGGGCUGGCCACCCAUGAAGCUUACGGAGAUGGCCUGGAGGGUGUGUUUCCACUCAUAGCCGAGGGCCAGCGCAGCACCACAUCUCAGGCCAUACACCAGCUCUUUGGGCUGUUUGUCACUCUGAUGUUUGCCUCUGUGGGCGGGGGCCUUGGAGGGCUCCUGCUGAGGCUGUCCUUCCUGGACUCCCCCCAAGACUCCCAGUGCUAUGAGGACCAGAUUUACUGGGAGGUGCCUGGGGUACAUGAGGAUGAGGCUCGGGGACCUCUGAAGGUGGAAGAACCAGACACUCAGGCCUAACCUGCUCCAGUUCCUGAC
Cynocephalus volans (Philippine flying lemur) is the source of this 1395-nucleotide messenger RNA. It is a transcript of the gene RHBG, whose product is annotated as Rh family B glycoprotein. The transcript is spliced from 10 exons. NCBI's taxonomy places the organism in Eukaryota, Metazoa, Chordata, Mammalia, Dermoptera, Cynocephalidae. Gene Ontology annotation, molecular function: ammonium channel activity. The record is from RefSeq and is a predicted model, not a curated record. Gene Ontology annotation, biological process: ammonium homeostasis; ammonium transmembrane transport. Gene Ontology annotation, cellular component: plasma membrane. The coding region runs from base 1 to 1377 and encodes 458 amino acids.